AUGCCGUCUCCUGCUGCUCUUGAUUUGGGAGAGAGGCAACAGAGCCAUUUUGCAGACAGCGAUUUGUAUCUUCACGUGGGCUAUAAAUCAUCAUCUCGUAUUCCCAGCUUUGUGGCCCCACGGCAGAAGUGUGAACUUUGGCUCUGCGGAUGCGUCUUUACUUUGGCCGAUGUCUUGUUAGGAGCUACCCUGCACCGCCUCAAGUUUCUGGGACUCUCUAAGAAAUACUGGGAAGAUGGCAGCAGACCUAACCUACAGUCCUUCUUCGACAGGAUACAAAAACGCUUCGCCUUCAGGAAAGUUUUGGGAGAUAUACAUACCACGCUCCUCUCCGCAGUGGUACCCAAUGCCUUCAGGCUGGUCAAGCGGAAACCUCCCUCCUUCUUCGGAGCCUCCUUCCUGAUGGGAUCUCUGGGGGGAAUGGGAUAUUUUGCUUAUUGGUACUUAAAGAAAAAAUACAUCUAGUGCUGGCUGCUUGGUGUUUAGUUUGGUGUCUCUGUGCUGUGUGAAAAUAUGAUGAAGCCUCAGUAACUGUAAUGAAAUUGAAGCAAGGUAAUGAAUAAUUAUAUUGUUUAAUGUAACAUUCCAUAGUCUAGAAGUAGAAACAUACACUGCAAGGAAAUAAGACAACAACAACAAAAAAAUGCCUCAACUUGUAAAUGCCUUUUUUAGGUUUAAGUAUUCAACUCCAGCGAGAGGCUCAGGGGUUCACGGGCUCAGCUGUGCCCACCGGGAAGCGACGCCGCCUCCGGCACCGGCCGGCUCCAGUGGGAGAGACGGGAACCCCGGGAAGUUUCCCGACACCCAAGUUAACUAAUGGGACUCGGAUACUUGGUCCUGUACGUUUGUGUUUCCAAAUUGUUCACUGGCCACAUUUCACACACGCAGUAGCGGGGACUUUCUUUUUCUAGAAGGCGUUGUGUUGUCGUGCUCGGAGGCUUUCCCGGGAGCUGAGUGCAGUAGCUGGUCACAGUCAAGGUGGAUUUGUGUUCUUCAAGAAUCCAUUUUUUAAAUUAUUUUCAUUAAAAGGAAUCUUUUUUAUUGAGCUGCUCUUAGAGUGUAUCCACUUUCUACGUCUGGUUUUGGUGGGCAUUUUUAAAGAAUUUAAUGUCCGUCUUUAACUGCGGCACUUUUUUCCCCAGAUAAAUCAUUUUGACUUCCAUCCUGAAUUUUGGCAUAUGAAGAAGAUUAUUGUUUUAAGCCUUUUGGCUCUGUCUCUUGAGUUUUCCUUCACGGAUUUGCAAAGCAUCUUUCACCGACUGAGCAUAUCUGGACUCUGAAAAAUUAUGACCAUUUUCAGAACUUUUCAGCACUUUCCUGAAGGCACUUUGGCUUUCUCUUUCAUCGGGGGCUUUUUUCUGUCAUUUCCUCGCUGUGUGUUUUCUUAGAGACACUUUGCACAGAAUCACAUUGAUGACUUUCUUGUGCCUUUUGCAUGUCGGAAAGAAUAACAGGCCUCACUGCUACUCAUGCUUUGAAAACUCAGAUCCUCAAUAAACCAUAUGGGAGGAGUAA
Messenger RNA from Fulmarus glacialis (Northern fulmar), 1515 nucleotides. RefSeq names its product ganglioside-induced differentiation-associated protein 1-like 1. Bases 1 to 465 code for a protein of 154 amino acids. The transcript has 2 exons. The record is from RefSeq and is a predicted model, not a curated record. Lineage: Eukaryota; Metazoa; Chordata; Aves; Procellariiformes; Procellariidae.